AUGAAUGCCAAACAAAUUUUCAGUUUCUUGUUGAUGGUUGUGGUGGUAUUGAGCGUUACUAAUGCUGACGAACUAAGCAUAACUGCACCAUCCGACAACACUUCCGUUGGAACAGGCUCGACAACAAAAAUCACAUGUAAAAUUCAAAAAAGCGGACUAGACUUAUUCGAUACAGGCGACGUAAAAACCCUCGAUGAUGCUGGCAACGUAAUUGAAACCGUGUUCACAGUAAAAAGCACCGAUUUCGACACAAAGAAUCCAAAUGUUAUGUCCAAAGAUUGGGUUGUCGACUCUAGCAAGUACGUAGUCGGUAACGCGUACACGAUUACAUUUACUGGUGACGGAACCCGUCGCGAUCCUUCUGGUAAUAAGAAGAGUGUUACAAUGUCAGCAAAACCAGUGACUGUUACUGUUGUUGCGUAA
This is a messenger RNA of Ambispora gerdemannii, 423 nucleotides long. NCBI's taxonomy places the organism in Eukaryota, Fungi, Glomeromycota, Glomeromycetes, Archaeosporales, Ambisporaceae. The record is from the annotation of a GenBank genome assembly.